AUGGGCACAGUCUCCAGCAAGAUCGAGGACAAUCCGGGUCUGCUUCUGCUGAACCAAGCAAAGCUAACGAUCUCGAGCGUCCACAUUACGAACUCGCGUGGGCAGACACUGCUACGAGUAUCACCAAAUGCCUAUCCAGUGACGAGAUACAGCGCUCAGAAAGAUACGGGAGACGAUGCGCCUACGGAGUAUGUUCAAGACCCGGACAGUGUUGCGGCCGGCCUUCCACCAUCCUUCCUCGUACGCCUGAGCAAUAGCGACGAGCUCAACUUCACAUUCACAUUUGUGCUUCGACAGCAGGGGCCAAUUAGCUCGGCCGCUGCCAAUGGAGCACCCGUAUCGAGUAUUGGCACAGAUACUCAUGUCUCGGGGUUGACUUUUGUUCAUGGAUCGAAUGCAAGAGAGGUGGAGAAUCUGGUGGUGAGGGAGUUUCACACGGAUCCAAACCUACACAAGAACACCAAUGUGGAAUUGUUGGGCGAUUACUCGACAAGCGGCAGUCCAAGCGUUCAAUUUACUUGGGCAUGGAAGUGGCGGCCUCCGAAGCCAGCAGAAGACCGGGGAGGAGGGUGGCGUAACAGUUGCAGUUUUGUGGAAUAUGAUCAGAGGGCGCAUAAACUGAGCACUCUUGCGAGCUUCACCUUUUGGGUCCAGAAUACACAACGAUUCCUGAUACCGCGUUCGCCGAGACUGGAGAUUGUGCCACGGCUUAGAGUGCCGUCCGCACAAUCGAUUGAGUCACGCGUGAGCAAUAUCAGCGACUCGGAGGGAGAAGGCAGCUACAAGGACUACAAGGAGCCUCAGUCACCCAUGUUCCAACCUAUACCAGAGGAUGGCAUCGGUCUAGGUCUGGCACCUUCCAUCACACCACAUUCCGCGGAGACGCCAGUGAAGGUAGACGUUGCGACGUGUAAGCCUGGCGAUGAUCCCGCGAGCAAUGAUGACGGGCCGGUGUUUCGUGCGACUAUGCGGUCCCUUGAGCAGAAGACAGGCCAUAUGCGGAUGCGCAUGAAGAAAGUCCUGCGCACAGCUGUGGCUGCGGAAGAAGCUCAGCGAGCUUGCAACCAGGCUGUUGGUGACUUUACAGAUGCCUUGAAAGAAGCGUCGACUUCGAACGUGAACGCCGUCAAGCCAGCACUGGAUCACUAUUUCGAGAAGAUCGCAAAGCAAAUUCUGGCAUACGAGCGGCAGAAUACUGUCAACCUGCAGAAGCUUAUUAUCGAUCCGAUCAGCAGACUCUACAACCUCGAAAUCAAGCAAGCAGAUUACAAGAAACGGGAAUUUGAUGAAGAAAGCAAGGAGUACUAUGCAUAUGUUGGCAAGUACUUGGGCCAAAGGAGUGAAUCCGUGAAGGAGAAGAAACAGAAGCACAGCGACGAGAAGUACCAAGCGAAGCGACGAACCUUCGAGCUCAAGCGCUUCGAUUACUCCAGCUUCAUGCACGACUUGCAUGGUGGGCGCAAGGAUCAGGAAGUGCUGUCGCAGCUCACCAAGUAUGCUGAUGCACAGGCCAAAGGCUAUCUCAGUACCGCCAAGAAAGUCGAGGAGAUGAUGCCGCAGCUUGACGCGCUGGUCGCGGAAGUCAAGGCUGCGGAUCAAGAUUUUCAGCUGCAACGAUCGGAACGUGAGGAGAAGCGUCGAACACUAGAGAAGAGCAGCAAGUCGCCGAGUGAUGAGAGUGCCGUAGUACCGCCUGGACUCGGCUAUCCACUUUCGGUCUCGGCUGGAUCGCGGCUUGCUGAACAGGAUCAGACGAGGAUUCCUAGCUAUGGCGGUGGCAAUGUAAUGUCGCAAUCGCCUCCUACCACCAGCACUCUUGCUAUGCAGGCCACCUCGAACGGCAUGCUGAGGACUGCUAACAGCGGACAACCUUUUAUCGGCAGCAGUCCAAACGCGAGGUUCAAGGGCAUUCGAGAUCUGGAGGAGGGCGCGAGCAGUAUGCUCAAUGGCGGCGCCAAUCGCAAAGAAGGUUUGCUAUGGUCUUUGAGCAGACCUGGCAGUCAUGUUGAUCCGAAAGUGGUCGUCAAGCCUGGUUGGCAUAAGUUCUGGAUCGUGCUGGAUGGAGGCCGACUGUCGGAAUAUGUCAAUUGGAAGGACAAGCUUGACCUGCACAUGGAUCCGAUCGAUCUCCGAACUGCAUCUGUUCGAGAAGCGAGGAACUCAGAUCGUCGUUUUUGCUUCGAAGUCAUCACGCCACAGUUCACAAGGGUCUAUCAAGCGCCAUCGGAGGAAGAUGUAAAGGCGUGGAUCGCAGCCGUCAACAAUGCCAUGCAAUCGGCAUUCGAGACUAGGGAUCCCGUGCAGCCAAGCGCGCCGUCACCAUCGCCCGGACAAAGUGGCUCGACACGAAAGGACAUCGCAGCGGUGCUGACUGGCAAGAGCUCAUCCUUUUCUGGACACCGGCAAGUCUCCAACCCUAACAGGUCCGAGGCUGCGAAGGCCGUAAACAGAUUCGCCUCCACGGGAGAACGGCCGCAGAACAAGCGCGGUGACAGCGGUGAGCAUGAACCCUCGGCAUUACUGUUGCGGAUACGAAAUGCAGACGAAGGCAACAAGCUCUGUGCCGAUUGCGGCUCCGAGAGUAAAGUCGAUUGGUGUUCUAUCAAUCUCGGUAUUCUACUGUGUAUCGAAUGCAGCGGCAUCCACCGUUCACUCGGCACUCACAUCUCGAAAGUGCGGUCACUCACUCUGGACACCUCCGCAUUCACACCAGACAUCGUCGAAGUACUUCUUCUUAUCGGAAACCGCGUCAGCAACAUGAUAUGGGAAGCGAAACUGGAUAGAUUCCUGAAGCCGUCAAUGCAUUCGACUCGCGAGCAGCGACUACAUUUCAUUACCGACAAGUACAGCGACCGCAUGUAUGUGCAAGCGGCCGUCUCGACACAGACACCGGACGAACAUUUGUUGACGAGUAUCAAGCGGAAUGAUAUACAGAAUGUUCUACAUGCAUUAGCAUUGCGAGCUAACCCCAAUGCUCACGACCGCAUGCGGUCGAUACAUGCGCUGUUCUUGGCUCUGGCGGCUGCAGAUCCUGCUGCACCUGGUGGGACAUCUUUCUCGCACUCGCACAGCUCGUCGUCCUCAAGCAUUGUACGGAAGCCUGUGAACGGCACAGCUUCAUCCGUACCGCCCGCAGCACCGACUAGGAAGCCCUUCGCGGUAGCUGAGGUACUGCUACAGAACGGAGCAGAGAUACCGACAGAACCUGCUCCGAUACCAUUAUCCGAGGCAGCGAAAGUCUACAUCGAAUUCAAGAAUGAGCAGCGCAUGGGCAAGACCUUACCGAGCGCAGGCGCUAGAGACGCUAAUGGCGACUCCCUGUCUGCUCUGCCUUCAAUGCUUGGAGCGGGUCUAUCGCCUAAUGAGCGAGCCGCCCGUGAGCGAGAGAGGUUGUCGAAGAGGAGUAGUGCUGGUAGCACUUUGGGCAGUCGGACGGGAAGGCAGAGUUUCGCGAGCGAUGCUAUUGAGAGUUUUGUGAAGAAGUAG
This is a messenger RNA of Recurvomyces mirabilis, 3486 nucleotides long. RefSeq lists its product as uncharacterized. Gene Ontology annotation, molecular function: protein binding; GTPase activator activity. Gene Ontology annotation, biological process: intra-Golgi vesicle-mediated transport. The record is from RefSeq and is a predicted model, not a curated record. The transcript is spliced from 2 exons. Bases 1 to 3486 code for a protein of 1161 amino acids. NCBI's taxonomy places the organism in Eukaryota, Fungi, Ascomycota, Dothideomycetes, Mycosphaerellales, Teratosphaeriaceae. Gene Ontology annotation, cellular component: endosome; trans-Golgi network; cytoplasm.